Messenger RNA from Corythoichthys intestinalis (scribbled pipefish), 6411 nucleotides. RefSeq names its product paired box 1a (gene pax1a). The coding region runs from base 276 to 1349 and encodes 357 amino acids. The transcript is spliced from 5 exons. Gene Ontology annotation, molecular function: DNA-binding transcription factor activity, RNA polymerase II-specific; RNA polymerase II cis-regulatory region sequence-specific DNA binding. Lineage: Eukaryota; Metazoa; Chordata; Actinopteri; Syngnathiformes; Syngnathidae. The record is from RefSeq and is a predicted model, not a curated record. Gene Ontology annotation, biological process: regulation of transcription by RNA polymerase II; anatomical structure development.
CAUAGAACAGCUUAGAUUGACGUGGAGUGGACGCGUCAAAUUAAUUCCAGCAAAGUCCGGACUCCCCGGGAUAACUUCAAUUUGCUUUUAUCGGAUGAAGAUCACUAUUGGUGGUUGACUUGAUUACACGCGUUCGAAACAAGACAGAAGAACAUUCCAGCUGGAGGACAUUUAUGUGGACUAUUUUUUUGUGACACUUGGUUGUGUGCAUUCACUCUGCCGCCAUCUGAACAGGGCUCGGGUAUUUCCAAACAUUACGGAGAGGAAAGGGGCAAAUGGAGCAAACCUAUGGCGAGGUCAACCAACUGGGUGGCGUGUUCGUGAAUGGAAGACCACUGCCCAACGCCAUUCGGCUGAGAAUAGUGGAGUUGGCCCAGCUCGGGAUCAGACCCUGCGACAUCAGCCGGCAGUUGCGCGUCUCGCACGGCUGCGUGAGCAAGAUUCUGGCGCGGUACAACGAGACCGGCUCCAUUUUACCUGGCGCAAUCGGCGGGAGCAAACCUCGCGUCACGACACCCAACGUGGUGAAAAACAUCAGGGAAUACAAACAGAACGACCCCGGGAUCUUUGCGUGGGAGAUCCGAGACAGACUCUUGGCAGAUGGAGUUUGCGAUAAGUACAACGUGCCCUCGGUGAGCUCAAUCAGCAGGAUUUUACGCAACAAAAUUGGGAAUCUGUCCCAGCCCAACCAGUACGAAGGCGGCAAGCAAGCCUCCGCGCAGGCCAGUCUCUCUUACAACCAUAUUUAUCCUUACCCUUAUUCCAACACCAUGUCACCCACUGCCACAAAAAUGGGCUCCCCUGCUGGGGUGCCGGUGACGGCCGGGCAUAUGAGCAUCUCCAGGGCUUGGCCCUCUGCACACACUGUCAGCAACAUCCUCGGGAUUCGAGCCUUCAUGGACCCCGCAGCUAUUGCCGGGACGGAUGGAUAUCCGACCAAAAUGGAAGAAUGGAGCAGCGUCAAUCGAGCAGCUUUCCCUGCAGCUCACUCAGUCAACGGCAUCGACAAAUCAUCCAUUGAUGCUGACAUAAAAUACGCACAGCCGUCCUCCACGCUGUCCAGCUACGUCUCGGCGUGUGCAUACUCUCCAACAAACCAGUAUGGGGUGUACAGCGGUCCAGCGGGCGGGUACGUGGCCCCGGGUCACCACCACUGGCAGCCACAGAGCCCGGCCCUGUCUCACCCGGGUAGCGCAAUGAGCAUGCACGCGGGCGAGAUCCACUCUCCGAUGGCCUUCAAGCACCACACCCGAGAAGGAGAAAGGAAACCUCCCAGUCCGUUGAGCAAGCAGCAGCAUGAAGACUUGAACAGUGUGCAUGGACUCAGUCUCCCUACCUCAUCAUCAUAACCGGGACUUUUACCAGCUUCGUAUUUCAGAUUUAACUGAACUCCUUUCAACUCCAGUAAGUCUGAACCCUGUCAAAGACGGGCCUCUCUUCAUGCUGUGGUGGUGCAGUCAAGCCUAAACCGGCUUUAUGGCCUUAUGAAUGUAAGCUUGCAUGGAUGCAGCGGUGCUCCGCAAAAUAUAAAUAUUUUGUCAUUAAACAAACAAGAAAAGAGUUCUGCAUGUCUAUUUUUCAUUGCUUAAAAAGAUGACACAUAUGUCUUAAUUUGUGCCCUCAACUUCAUUGUGCAGUCAUGAAAAAAAAUAUAAUAAACAGGUCAAAAUGUUGAAUAUUUUCUAAAGUUUUAAUCACAUUUUUAUAAUUUCAUUUAAUACUAAAAAGUACUUUUUAAAAAGAAAAUAAAUAAUUGUUUUUGUGUAUGCACAUCGGAAAUUAAACAUGGAGAUAUAGUACCGAACAAUUUCAAGGAAUUGAUAAUCUGAUCAUUUCUUCUCUGGCAGCAGCUAUGAUCUGUUUUCCUUGGAAUGUUUUCCGGCAGGCCUUGGACCUGAAAAUUUUACCAAGGUCUAAUUGGCGAGUUUCCUGUACUUAUAUUAUUUGUUGGUCAUUAUUAGGGUACUUAGCUGGGGGAGCACUCAGGUGUAACCAUGCACCCUACCUUUUUUGAAAGUUGUACAUAGCCUGGGCGCCUCCACUGAUGUUAUCUGACUAAUGAGCGCUGCCAUGAUUGGAAUCGAAAGGGUGAUGGCGCAAGUGGGUUGAUGGUGUGCAGCUACGUACAGCAUAACAAGUCUGCUUAUAUAAAGCGUCGAAGUUGUACAAAUAUAAAUUAAGAAUAUUUUUCUCCUCCACAAAUGCGGCUCUACUCCUCUUCCUGCUGUGUUGACUUUGCGGUCUUCUCUGAGUUUUUUAAUAGACUUCCUUACCAUUUAUGAGAGCUUGAUGUCUGAUGUCACAGCUAAAUUAUGUUUGUUUCUAGCCAGUGUUAUUUGGAGUGAGUAAAGCCUUUUCAGUGCAUUUGUUUUCAAAAUGGUAGACAGUAGUUGAUGGGAGGUCGUUAACAUAUUUUUCCAGAACAGUGCGAAAGGGGAGAUGAGCUCAUCUGCUGAAUUGCUACGAAUACACAUGUAUUACUUGCUUGAGAAGCCAGUAUUUUUGACAUUGAGGUGACGCUACUUUCUGAAAUGCGGUGUUGGCGUUCUCUUCUGCAAACAUACAUGGGUGUUUUGGAAUUAAAGCAGGACUUUAACAAAGAAUGUCAAUUGAUCAUCAGUUGUCAACCUUCUUGUGUAAUAAACCAGGGUAUUACAUAACCAUGUUAGAAGUAAUACAAAAUAAUUUUUGAACCAGUGAAGCGCCUGCCGUAUAAUCUUUUAAAACAAAAUUGCAAACCUGAUUCAAGUUUAUUGGGUUUAUUGGUAUAUUGGGCAAAUGAUAAAUAUUUCACGAUUUAUUUUCAAUACAUACAAUAUGUCAGUUAAUAGGGCUGCCUCUCAGAGGUCCUGGAUUAGUAUUAUGACUCCUCCAAGGUAGAGUUUCCAUGUUCUCCCUUUACUUGUUUGGGUUUUGCAAGCAGGUUUGCAUCUUCCAGAAAUUAUACAUGUUAUAUGUUAAGCAAAAUUCUCUUGUAUCAGUGUAGUGAGUGUCAAUGAUAAUUUGUCUAUUUAUGCCCUGAAACUGAUAGGCAAUCCAUCCUUCUUUGUUCUAAAAUUAACUGGAAUUGAUAGCAACUCACCUUCACUCUUAAUAAGUACAAGAGCAGUAAAAAAAAAAAAAAAAAAAAAAUGCAUUUAUUACAUGCCUUAUUUCCUUAAAUGAAAAAAAUAAAAUAAAAAACAAAACAAAACAAAAAAAUAAAUAAAUAAAAUAAAUAACACAUACCAACAUGGGAAAAAAAUUGUGGUACAUGUUUGAAAUUAAAGAAAAAUCACAUUGAAAAAUCCCAGAAUACUCACCAAAUCUUGUUUGUCGUUCUAUAACAAAAUGCCCCCAUCAAAAUAAGAUGUAUUUCUUCUAAUUGUAACCCUCCUACACACAUAGACAUACUCACCCCCACGCGUGCACACACCCACACAAGAUAUGCCACAUGAAGUAAGUGAGUUUUGCUCAUUCCAAAUUGAUUUUCAACCCAUCAAUAUUGAUAUAAAAUGGAAUAGAAAGCUGUAUAUAAUAAUAUCAAUAUAAUAUUUAAUGAUAGGUGACUUUGACCUGAGUGUGUGUGUGUUUGCGUUUGUGCGUUGGAGUUUAGUGAUAUAAAAAGAAAUACUGCUUUAAAUACAGUCAGUAAAGGUGGGCAUAUAUAAAAUACAUUGAAAAAUAAUAUCAGAAAUAGAGCACAAUAUUUGAAGUUCAUACAAAAUGUAAAAUCCAGACAUUAUAAUCGGGUGCCAUACAAUGUGAGGUGUGAAAUAUUAAGAUCUGUUAUUUAAUCAUAUUUUCCACCUCUUAGUAUUUGUAUGAAUAGUUCUGGUCAGGCCAUUCAAGGAAAUGCCCCACUGUUCCAAUUUUAUGGCACGAUGUAGGAUUUGAGGUCCUCUCUAUGCUGUGUUUUGUUGCCCCCGAUUCCUUUCCUCCCCUUUUUGCAGCAACGCCCCAAGAGACUCACUAUGUCCAAACAUUAGCACGGCCGAUGAGCAUGCACAUGCUCCCUGACUGAAGUCGUUCAUGUUUUCCCGGAUACCACUUGGGGUUCAGAAAACACUCCUUCAUGGUGGUGGGGUUACUUCCUGUGGGACCUACCAUCAUCAAUCAGGAGCGCUUGUGAUACCCCCCACUGUGUUCUUGUGCUGGAUGGGCAGCAGGUGGGCUGUUUGGAUGGAUGUUUCCUAGUCAUUCAGAGCAUAGGAACAUGUGCCUCGGUAAUGUCUUGUACAUCAUUGCAGAAAUAAUGUAACUGCAAGGCUAGGUUGGCUAUAGUACACCUGCAAAAUAUGAUGCAUGGAAAUCAAACUUAAGUCCCACCACGACGUUACAUUGAAGCUAAAUACGGGCGCUACAGAUAUUACCCAAAUUUAAAAUUGUGUUUACUUAUGUGAACGUUGAGAUUUCUAAAAUAUUUUGUGUCAUGAAUACCCACUUUAAAAUAAAUUGAAAAAUAGUGAACAAAUCCUCUUUACUGGUUUCAAAGUCUGUUUUCUAUACUUUUGUUAUUCAUAUCUUAACUGGAGGUUAUUAUCAAGGGUGCAAGUUUGGUCUCAAUAUUAGUAGGAACAAUAUAACAGCAUCACCCUGCAUGUACACUUUUUGCUGGGGACGGGACCAAAUGGAUUGGGUGAGCAGCGGUCAGGGCUAGAUUUCUCACCAAUAUGAAGCUAAUUAAUUGAUAGGCUAAAUGAUGAAUGCAAAAUAAAUCUGUAUUGACUUAUCCUAACUUUCACGCUGCAAAUUUCCGGUAUGACGUCUUAAUGUGAUAUUUUUUCUUAAAUCUAGUCAAAUAACUUUUAUCAACUUGUUUUGGUUUUAAAGGGUAGUUAACAGAUUUGUGCGUCAGAUUCUUCCACUUACUUUUAGUAAGUAUUACCAUUUGUUCUUACAAACUUUUUGCCUAAAUUAAGUCUGUUAAGCUUAUUUUCAGCUAGCUGUUUUUCUUAUUUCUAGUAAUCUGAGUAAAAUUUACCGUACUUGAAGCACUGGCAGACCAUUUCACUUAUUUCUAGUAGAUUUUCACUGAAAACAAGGGAAUUUACGUUUAUUUAUCAGUCCUUUUAUUUAUUUAUUAAUUAAUUAACUUUUAUUUUAUUUUUAUUUUCAAAAACUACUAAAACUACUAAACAAGCAUUUUUUUAAAACUUCCAGAAUGAAUGUCUGGAUUUUAUUAGCAACUUUAAAUUGCAUUAUUUGAACACAAAUUAUAUUAACAUAGACAAGAAAUACAGACUUGUUAAUCAUCUCUUAAGUAUCCAGGAAUGCAAAAAAAAUAAACAUUUGUCUUAAUACCACUCAAAAUAGUCUGUCUAAAUAAAUUAAAUACAACAUAAAAAUGUCUUAGUCAGUGAAUAACAAAAAUAGAUCAAAAUGGAGCCUUCCUUCCAGAAAAACACCCCUGUUUUUGUCCACAAGCACAGCCAAACCCAACAAAAAAUGAAAGCUCCUUUGGGCUGCUUUAAGAGCAUAUAAGUAAAAUAAAAAUGAAAACUGGGGAGAAGGAGGUAAACUUUGGUUCACUGCAUUCUCACAGUUUAAUUAAUGUUAACAUAGUAGAAAACACAUACAGGAGGACACCUCUCCUUAAGCAGCUUCCUACUCAGGUUAGCAAGUUCACACAGUUUAAUUUAAUGGUAAUGCUAACUCUGAUGCAGGUCGGACUUUCAGUAGCAAAAUUAGUGGUGCGUUUCCCACCUUUAUAACAAUGACUUUUUACAUUACUUGCAGUGGCCGCUGGUUGAAACAAAACUUCUCAUAUCCCUCCUUUUUGAAGCGGGCGAAGGAGGCGGCAUGUCGACAUGUAACGUCCUUCUGUUCUGUGAGCGUGUAAGCAUGUGCGCGUGUGUGGGUGGGUGGGGGGCUCCAAUCAUCAGCUAAUCAAAACGUGCGUUUGAGUAAAAAACAUGGACUGGCACAUUAAGCAAGUGAAAAAGGGGUAACUAUAAGUCUGAACAUAAUGAAGAUAAUUCACUUUAUAAUGGUAGGGUCAGUUCUAUCGUUACAACAUAUGGGAAGACAAUCUAAAUGACCUAUAUAACUGAACACAUUAUAUAAUGCAAAUAAUGUUGCUUAAAUGUUGGUGGGGACAAUUUGAGCAUCGUGAAAGUUGGUAAUGUUUUGUCCCUACAGUCCUUAUGCAAACCUACGCCCUUGGUGAUUAUAUAUUUAAGUGAGUUUGUGAUAAUAAUCCUUCAACGGAAUGUGUAUGAGAAAAAUGGAAUGUAAAAAUGAAUCUGAAACCUUUGUCUCCCCCUUGCAGAUAGUAAAAAUAAGUUUCAAGCUUUAUUCACUUAAAAAUAACAAGUACAAAUUGAUUAUAUAAUAAUAUUGUGGAUUUAAGGUGCAUUAGGAUGGAUGUAAUUUAGAUGAGUGUUUCUUAAACCCUUUACUCUAAGAAUGGCCCAUAAAAAUAAUUGUCUU